Molecule: messenger RNA, 2806 nt
Organism: Glossina fuscipes
Lineage: Eukaryota; Metazoa; Arthropoda; Insecta; Diptera; Glossinidae
Gene: Wsck
Product: putative tyrosine-protein kinase Wsck
Exons: 2
Coding region: 256-2664 (802 amino acids)
Biological process (GO): protein phosphorylation
Molecular function (GO): ATP binding; protein binding; protein tyrosine kinase activity
Source: RefSeq, a predicted model, not a curated record
AAAAAAGAAAAGCACAAAGUAAAAUUUUCCUGGUCUGGUCUUUUUAAAAGCGAUGUGUAAUAAAAUUGUGUGAUAAAAAAAAUUGUUUUUUUUUUGUUGUUUUGUGAAAACAAAAUCAAAAGCAGGUUAAAAAUAAUUUAAAAAGAAACCCUCCCGUGAUAAAGAAUAAACCUUAAUUAGUGUUCUAAUUGUCAUCCGAGGUAAAGCAGAUCGUGACGGAAUGUUAUAACAAAAAUUUUUUAUUUACUCAAAUGAAUGACUUCUUCUUGCUGCAUAUUCAGUUUUAUUCGAUAUUUUUCUACAACGGUUGAGAUGGCGCAACAAUUUAAUAUAACAAACUCGAUCAUAAGUAGCCGCCGCCCAAAUAUUUUCAUCAUUUUCAUCAUAAUUUAUUUCGCGAUCGAUUCUACAUUUAGUCAAUAUGAGACAACAUAUCAUUAUGCGGGUUGUUUUACAGAGGAUGCGAAUUUGCUUAGGGAAUCCGUAGAUGCGAAAACGCCACAAAAUUGUGUCGAAUUGUGUGAUGUGAAAAAUUUCAAUUAUGCGCUAUUGGCAAAUGAGAAAUGUUCUUGCUCCAAUAAUAUUACGUUAACGAUGAGGCAAGAUGAUGAAUUGUGCAAUAUAUCAUGUUCGGGUAAUAAGUUGGAAUAUUGUGGUGGAAUUGGUUUAAACAGUUAUUAUACAACCCGUUGGGCGUUGAAUGCAGCACCGAAACAUUUGCAUUUAAUAAAUGCUAGUGAGAAUAGCUUAACCCUUGCCUGGGAUAUUUAUCAACCGUUAAAUCUUUUCUUAACAUCGUUGACGGUAACGACGAUUACAAAUUAUCGCAUCAAAUCGGAAUUAACGAAAACAUAUUCGUCGCUGCCUCUAUUCCAACCACCGGAAUUCCUUAUACAAAAUACUCAAACGGAAAUUGAAAUUACCGAUCUAUAUCCGGCCACUGAAUAUAAUAUUAGUGUGGAAAGUAUUUGUGAAGGGAGUAAAAAAAAAUGCGGAAUAUCUUAUCUACUAGCUAGCACGUUAAUUGGCGAACCUAGUCCAAUUCCCGCCCAACCGAUAAUAUUGAAGACCACCGACACGACAAUAACAAUUCAGAUCGAUUCAAUACGCAACGAUAAUGGACCGAUUAAUAAAAUUCUAAUUAUUGUUGAACGUCUCGAUGAUACCAUAAGUCAGGCAUUUGAUGCUAAAUUGCUGGGCACUUUGCACGAAGCUGAAGAUAAUGGUUUGCCUUAUUAUAUAGCCGCCGAACUUGAUUAUAUCAAUGGUAGCCGGAAAUUUACAGUUGGCGAUGGCAAACUGUACGGACGUUAUAAAAACUCACCAUUGGAUACUAAAACCUCGCAUAUACACAUCAGCUUGGGAGUGGUAAGCACUUUGAAUGGAGUUACUCGGACACUGUUUACACGCGGAACACAUGAUCAGCACGCUUUGUCUAUAAAGAAUUUUAGUUAUUCAACUUUUGCGCCUGGACGCGAAUCACUUACAGCAUUAACCGUUUCGUGCAGCGUUUUCGGUAUUUGCUUCAUACUCGCUAUCAUCACUUACUUCUAUUUGCGUUACAAGACAUGCCAAUUGCGCGCACUAAGAGGCAACUCGCAUGAAAUGACUAUGCAUCAACCGAUAAUUGAACGAGAAAAUAAUGGCUUUGUUGUGGAGGAUGAACUACCCACUACGGAAAGUUUUAAAGAACAAUUGAAUUCAAUUUUGGAAUCAUUACAUAAUAGCAAACGAUUGCCGCGUAAUAAUUUACGUUUAAAUGUUAAUGACAUGAUCGCUGAGGGUAAUUAUGGCGAAGUCAUUACGGGAAAAUUGCUACAGACUUCUUCUCAAUCUGAAGGCGGGGCGGAUUGUCAAUUGCAUGUUUUGGCGUUAAACGAUUUGUCUAGCAUCGAUCAGGCCAAGUUGAUAAGAGAGUUCCGUAAUAUCAGCAAAUUAGGGCAACAUGCAAACAUCUUGGAUUUCUACGGUGUUUCGGCGAGCAGCGAUUACUUUUACGUGAUUUUUGAACAUCAAAGUGUGAUACUAAAACGCCGUCUUAUUGAGAGCCGAAGAGCACCGAACAGCUUUCGUAUAACAACUCUAUCGGAACAAUUGGUAUUGCAAUGGAUUUAUGAGAUGGCCAGCGCUAUGGAAUAUUUGGAAAAAUUUAAAGUAGUUCAUAAGCGAUUAUGUUCGCAUAAUAUUUAUGUUACUGAUGAGAGUACAUUGAAAUUAUCAGUGUUUGGUCCUGUGCCUUAUACGGCAAAUCAAAAAAAAAUCGAUAUAACACGUUGGUCGGCACCCGAAGUCUUACGUUAUCAACGGCAUUCACCGAAAUCCGAUAUUUGGUCAUUUGGUGUAGUGGCAUGGGAAUGUUGCACCUUGGGCGGCACGCCAUAUAGUCAACUCAACAACAGUAAACAAUUAUUAGACGCUUUACAGAGUGGUUCGCGACCGGCACGACCUUCCUUCAUAUUUCACGAUCUCUAUCAAAUGUUAUUGAAUUGUUGGACUUUAGAGCCGAGUGAACGAACCACUUUUGAAGAUUUAACUUAUAAUGUGCGUCAAUUGAUGACAUCAGCUCGUCAUGCAUUAUGCUUUGAUCGGCAACAGGAACAGCAGGACAACAAUAUUCUCGAUACACUACCAUUCUAUAUGCCUCUAUUAGAAGUAGAAGCAUAGAAUUGAACAAUUUGAUCGAGUUGUUCAAAACGACUAAACGCUAAUACAAGCUUUAAGUUCAAAUGGUAAACCAAUAAUAAUAAGUCGUACUAUAUUAUAUUUUAAGCCAUAGUUGUAAUAAUAUAGAAAAUGUAAACUUUGA